UCUGCUUACCUACGUGUACGGCAGUGGAGUUUCUGUGGCAGAAGCGGCGGACUCCAAAUCCCCAAACCCCUGUGAAAUGUUAAGCCCUGGACGCCUCGGUUUCCAGUAUGGAUUUGGAAGAGGCUUUUCUAGCUGCAGGAGAGUUCGGGCGGUACCAGAAGAGGAUGAUGUCUGUGCUGGUUCUGCUGCAGAUCUACAUGGCCUGCCAGUCCAUGCUUAUCGUUCUGGUGGGCGCCGUUCCAGAGUACCACACAGAGUCUGUCACCGAGAAGGGCGGAGGUGAUCUGACCCAAAGUGUGGCAUUCACUGAAGACUUCAGCUCCAUUGUGACAGAGUGGUAUCUGGUGAAGCAGCAGGCGUAUAAAGUGAGUCUGGCAGGGUCGCUGUUUUUUGCUGGGGUGCUGAUCGGGAACGUACUCUUUGGACCACUCUCUGACAGAAUCGGGAGGAAACCCGUAUUUCUUACCACGUUGUUUUUUGAGCUGCUGUUUGCGUACGGAACUGCGUUGGCACCCAACUACGAGCUAUUUGCUCUGUCCCGGCUGCUGGUCGGGAUGAUGAAUGGAGGGAUGGCUCUGAUUUGCUUCAUCCUCUCUCAGGAAUAUGUGGGGAAGUCCUACUGGGCUCUGACAGGAACGCUGACUAACAUGACCUUUGCGGUGGGCAUUGCUUUGUUCGCUGUGCUUGGCUACUACAUCAGACAGUGGCGUAACCUAGCAACGGCUGCCAACUGUCCUGGGGUGCUGCUCUUCCUCUUCUGCAUCACCCUGCCGGAGUCUCCGCGGUGGCUGUUCUCUCGAGGGCGGACGAAUCAGGCCGAGCGAGUGCUGCAGAGUUUCGCUGUGAGGAACGGUAAAGGCCGGAUUACUCUGAAGCUCCGGCGAACGCCCGGCUCGUCCGGCUCUGAGGUGCCCAGUCCGGGACUUCUCGUUUUAGCCACUCACUCUGUACUGCGAUGCAGGACUGUGGUCCUCAUGUAUGUCUGGUAUGCCUGUAGUCUGGUGUAUUAUGGAUUAACCAUGAAUGCAAGUGAGGAUAAAGGCAACCGUUACCUCAGUGUGGCCAUGUAUGGACUGGUGGAGCUACCGGCCUAUCCACUCUGCAUUUACUUCAUCAACAAGACCUGGGCAGGGAGAAGGAAGUCAUUAGCCAGUUUUCUCAUUCUGGCAGGGUUGUGUUGUCUUAUCUCCAUGUUUCUACCUGUUCAGUCAGGCUCCUGGGCGAGUGGAAGCUCUCUGGCUCUGCUGGGAAAGCUGAUGGUCAGCGCUGCCUUUAACAUUGUUUAUGUUUACACCUCAGAGCUCUACCCCACCGUCAUAAGGAAUGCAGGGCUGGGUGUGUGUUCCAUGUCCUGUAGGGUGGGAGGUAUUUUAGCUCCAUUCGUACCCAGCAUGAAAGUGCUGCAUGCAUCAAUGCCGUUCACGGUCUUCUGUCUUAUUGGGGUGACGGCGGGAGCGCUGGGGCUUCUCCUUCCAGAAACACUCAAUAAACCUGUGGCUGAAACCCUAGAGGAACUCCCCUCACCAGGCUACCAGCGCAUGAUAGAGACCCAGGUUCACCUGCUAGAAGACGACCACCUGUCCAAACGCAAAGGAUCUGAAAGUGAAUGAGCUUUAAAACUAAAAGUGGCCAAACACACAAACACGUACAUGCACUCACACCACAGUGAAUUGGUAAAGAACUCUAAGCAGGCCAGUUUACUCUGAAGGAGAAGGACCAAGCUUCUAAACUCCACAAUAAGGCCCAUUAGUGGGGGUGAAGACUGGACCAAGAAGAGACACACUGUGUGUGUGUGUGUGCGUGCAGGAUUGUACCAAACUGACUCAAAAGACAAGAAUGUGUGUGAAUGUGUGUUAGUAUUUGGAGAUGUGCCAAACCGACCGAUUCAAAAGUUUGGAAUAUCUUGUCACGUCAAUCAUGGACUUCUACUGUGUGGAUUAAAAAAAUACACUCUAUAAUAUAGUUAAUAAACCAACUUCAGAUGGUUCUUUGAGUGAUGCCAAAAAUAUAUAUAAAUUAGAGGGGAUAACGGGGCGUAAUCAUGAUAUGUUGCCUGCAAUAACAAUUAAAUUACGAUAAUAUGUUUCUGUGAUACUCGAUAUGUCGAUAUGUAAGAAAUUUCUCUACAAUAUUUAAUAGCAUCUUUGCUAAUGAAGAGGAUAGAAUACCCCUGAAUGAGCAAAUACUAGGAAUUAUAGAUUUAUUACUGUCAGUUUCACAAAAUGUAACAACCAAUAUCCUAUCAAUAUGAUUAUAGAGCCACCAUGUGGAGUAAUGAAGCAGCAAGUUUUGUAUGUUUAAUUGGGGGGCGAGUCUUAGGGAGUUUAGAGUUCCUAUGUUGCAAUAGAAAUAUCAAUAUUUGAUGCCACUUAUCAAUAUAAAUAAAUCGAGACGAUAUAUCACCAUAUCAAUAUAUUGUCCCACCCUUUAUUCAACCAGAGAUGUUGAAUUUAAAGGGCCACAUUAAGUGAAGCUCUUUUAAACCUUAAUAAGGUUUUUACAUAUGUAUAUAUAAAGCCAAAUGUGGUCCUUUUGAUUGCAUCCUCAAAGAACCAUUUGACGCAUCUUUACUUUCAUUCCAUUUCCAGUCAGAACAGUCACCGAGCACAAGUUCUUAAUUUUUGAACAGCAGAAUAAAAGGCACAAAACAUCUUUUUGACAAAAAUACAUCUGAAUCUAAUUUCAGAUUUAGAGAGAUUUAAAGCUUCAGCUUCACCCUUAUUACAGCUUUCAUUCCUUUCAGGAGUCUCACUUUCAUUUUCAAGUUUUAGCAGUUUCUGCUUCUUCCCACCAAGUUCAGAAUUAGAAGCUGCUUUUCAUCACCACCCUACCAAGCCCUUCCAAACACAUUCAGUGAUGUUGAGGACUGGAAUCAAUAGGGUAUUGUCAGACCAGCAGAAGCUUCAGCAGUUUAGUUGGUGUGGUUGCUGUUCUCAGUCGGAGCUUUUUGAUCUGCUCCACUACAUCACUACAUUUGCUUUACAUUAGUUUUUUAGUCAGCACCAUACUUGCACUUGGUGUGCGUGUUUCUAUGGAAAUCCACGUAAACACAACAGCGAGUGGAAAUGGAGGAGCUACUGAAUGCGAUGUCCUCCUGUUUUUUCAAUUGCAGUCUGGAUGCAAGAGUUUUAUCACUGAAUAAAAGUGUGAAAUAUUUUU
This is a messenger RNA of Astyanax mexicanus (Mexican tetra), 3159 nucleotides long. It is a transcript of the gene slc22a15, whose product is annotated as solute carrier family 22 member 15. Gene Ontology annotation, cellular component: membrane. NCBI's taxonomy places the organism in Eukaryota, Metazoa, Chordata, Actinopteri, Characiformes, Acestrorhamphidae. The transcript is spliced from 12 exons. Gene Ontology annotation, biological process: transmembrane transport. The record is from RefSeq and is a predicted model, not a curated record. The coding region runs from base 108 to 1610 and encodes 500 amino acids. Gene Ontology annotation, molecular function: transmembrane transporter activity.